Oncorhynchus gorbuscha (pink salmon) is the source of this 1715-nucleotide messenger RNA. Its product is annotated as LIM/homeobox protein Lhx6-like. NCBI's taxonomy places the organism in Eukaryota, Metazoa, Chordata, Actinopteri, Salmoniformes, Salmonidae. Gene Ontology annotation, biological process: forebrain neuron development; neuron differentiation; regulation of transcription by RNA polymerase II. Gene Ontology annotation, cellular component: nucleus. The coding region runs from base 366 to 1715 and encodes 449 amino acids. The transcript is spliced from 9 exons. Gene Ontology annotation, molecular function: RNA polymerase II transcription regulatory region sequence-specific DNA binding; DNA-binding transcription factor activity, RNA polymerase II-specific. The record is from RefSeq and is a predicted model, not a curated record.
CUGCCUUGCUCUAGUUGUCUCGCGUUCUUGCCGAUCUGGCGCAAACCUGCCAACCCAUCCACUUCCUGUAGACAGCAAGUCCAUCCCUAACGGAGGAAAACAAAGAGGAAGGAAGAAUUUUAUUAAGUGUUCUAAAUAACGCGUUGUGAAGAGCAAUCUCCACUUGCCGGUCCGUCCGCAACACCCAAGAGCCCCGUCAUAUAGGUGGGCUAGAAUAACGUCUUAUGCUUUAUAUCGCGUGUGUGCUGGGAGGCCGUUGCGUCGAUCGUUGUGUAGAAGGAAAACACGCUGUGGGUGCAAAAUAAAGUGUAUUAACCCCGAAGACCUAUGGCGCGGAUGAUACCAUUGACGCUCUACUUUUCUGCAUGAAAGAGAAAUCAGUUCAAAGCGCUGAGCUUGGGAAACGAACUCAACCUACGUUAAGAUAUAUCAGAAUACCAAGUGCUUUCAUGUAUUGGAAAAAUGAGGUCUUGGCCCCUCUACCAGAGGGAGAUCAGUUUUUAUCCGAAGGAAUGCCCGCAAAACAGGUCAUUUCUCCAGGAAUGCAGCAGAGUGCACCGGGUGCCUCGCGCUGUGUGGAAGCCGAACACGUCAUGUCUCACUCUGACGGGGAAUCCCACCGAUCGAACAUGGAGAAUGGGGAACCCCACCGAUCGAACACGCGCUCCUCCCCGAGUCCCCCCUCUACUCCAUCUAUCUGCUCGCCUACCUCCACCGCCUCCUCGGUGCUGUCCACCCGGAAGAACGUGUGCGCGAGCUGCGGUUUGGAGAUCCUGGACAGAUACCUUCUCAAGGUGAAUAACUUGAUCUGGCACGUGAGGUGUCUGGAGUGUUCUGUCUGCCGGACGUCGUUGCGUCAACACAACAGCUGUUACAUCAAAAACAAAGAGAUCUUCUGUAAAAUGGAUUAUUUCAGUAGGUUCGGUACAAAGUGUGACCAGUGUGGACGCCAGAUAUAUUCCAGCGACUGGGUGCGUCGGGCCAAGGGCAAUACCUACCACUUGGCGUGCUUCGCCUGCUUCUCCUGCAAGAGGCAGCUGUCCACGGGGGAGGAAUUUGGCCUGGUGGAGGAGAAGGUGCUCUGCAGGAUCCACUACGACACCAUGGUGGAGAACCUCAAACGGGCUGCCGAGAGUGGUAGUGGCAUCACUCUGGAGGGGGCAGUGCCGUCAGAGCAGGACAGCCAACCCAAGCCUGCCAAGAGAGCACGCACCUCCUUCACUGCUGAGCAGCUGCAGGUGAUGCAGACUCAGUUUGCGCAGGACAACAACCCCGAUGCACAGACCCUGCAGAAACUGGCAGAGAUGACUGGUCUAAGCAGGAGAGUCAUACAGGUUUGGUUUCAAAACUGCAGAGCAAGACACAAAAAGCAUACCCCCCAGCACAGUGGACCCUCACAAGGCCACCCCCAGUCCCGGAUGCACCCCUCGCUGCCUGACGACCUGCAUUACUCCCCCUUUGGAAGUUCUGAGAGGGCGCGCAUGGUGGCCCUGCACGGGUACAUCGACAGCCACCCAUUCUCUGUCCUAGCGACACAGAGCCUGAACCCCCAUCAAGCAAUGUCGCUGUCCCAGCUACCCCUCAGCCGAUAUUUUAACUCCAACGGAUGCUGCCUCCAUCUUGAUAUUUUAAGUGUGUCCCUGACCUCCCAUCAGCAACCUCCUGUUUGCCUUGAUAUUUUAAGUGUGUCCCUCGACCCCAGAGGUCAAACAUGA